AUGGACAGAGCCAAGGCAGUCGCUGGUGGCUUUCAUGUCUCAUCCCAGACCAUCAGAAGAGGCACUGAUCACUUCGUCAGACAACUUGGAUCGGGCCUCUUAAGCGACGGAACAGCUCUGCUGCAGGUCCCUUCCUACGUGACCAGUCUUCCCAAUGGCACCGAGAAGGGUUCCAAGGCCGCUAUUCCAGCGGAUUUGGUCACGGCCAAGACAUACAGAGACCUGUUUGGCUUUAUUGCAAGGCAUACAGAAGUUUUCAUGCAGGAGCACAUGCCGGGCCCCUUGGACUCGUGGCGGUGUAUUGUCAAGGACGGACAGGUCACCGAUGAGCUCCGUCGUCAACGUCUACAUCCCCUGGGCUUCACUUUCAGCUUCACGUUCAAUCAACAUGCCAUUAACAAGGGCACACUGAUGUACUGGACCAAGGCUUUCAACAUCAAUGAUGCUGUCGGUCGCGAUCCCUGCGCCAUGCUACAAGAAGCACUUGAUGAGCUGCAUCUGCCCCUUCUGGUGACGGCUCUCGUCAAUGACACCGUAGGGACACUGGCAGCGCGAGCGUAUGCCUCACCUGGUCGCUCAGAGACCUUGCUUGGUGCUAUCUUCGGCACUGGCACCAACGGAGCCUAUGUUGAAAAGAUGACCAACAUCAAAAAGCUACAUUCGCAUCCUGGCUUCGCGGACCCUGGAAAGGCCGAAUCCAUGGCGCUCAACACGGAAUGGGGUGGUUUUGACAAGGAGCUGUCAGUAUUGCCAACCACUAUAUAUGACGAAGCGCUCGAUCGAGCUUCUGUCAAUCCAGGGGAUCAGCAUUACGAGAAGCGCAUCUCGGGACUCUACCUGGGCGAGCUGCUCCGGCGAGUCAUCUUGGCCGAGAUGCAAUCCCUCACGCCUUGUUUCAGCAUGUCUGCGCCGUCUGAUUCGCGACUGCACAUACCUUACUCCAUCGACAGUUCGUUCCUAUCCAUGCUUGUUCGUGACCAAAGUCCGACUCUGGAACGCGCUCGGGAAGACAUCAGCAAGGUUCUCAGCGUUAGCCAGCCGUCUGUAGCUGAUGCCGCAGCAUUGCAAGUCAUAGCUGGAGCCAUAGGAGAAAGGGCGGCGAGACUCUCCGCGAUUGCCAUUGCGGGCAUCGUAGUUCAGUCAGGACGGCUCAGCAGCACUCCGCUCCUGAAGGGGCCUUCUCUGCGGAUGAUGACAACGCGGCCUUCAUUUCUGGCCCGGCUUUGGUCAGCUUGCCGGAUGGCGCUGGGUACUGUCAUGGGCUGCAUCCAUCAUUUCUUCCACACUGAAAAAGUCAAGUCCGAUUCCACAAGUCAAGAGGUAUCUUCAGAUCUAAGCUACAGCAGCGAGGAAGGGAAAUGGGAUGUCUCUUCAGAGGUCGACAUGAUCGAUAUUGGCGUCGAUGGGUCGCUUUUCGAAUUCUUCCCUGGAUUUGAGGACCAUGUUCGAACUGCACUAAGGGAAAUUCCAGCCAUAGGGCCCCUUGGUGAACAGAGGAUACAGAUGGGAACUGCACCUGAUGGAAGUGGCGUGGGUGCGGCGUUGAUCGCGUGGGCGUCUAAAAAGACAUGA
Emericellopsis cladophorae is the source of this 1572-nucleotide messenger RNA. RefSeq lists its product as uncharacterized. Gene Ontology annotation, biological process: intracellular glucose homeostasis; glycolytic process; glucose 6-phosphate metabolic process. Gene Ontology annotation, molecular function: fructokinase activity; ATP binding; glucokinase activity. Gene Ontology annotation, cellular component: cytosol; mitochondrion. The transcript is spliced from 3 exons. The record is from RefSeq and is a predicted model, not a curated record. Bases 1 to 1572 code for a protein of 523 amino acids. NCBI's taxonomy places the organism in Eukaryota, Fungi, Ascomycota, Sordariomycetes, Hypocreales, Bionectriaceae.